This is a messenger RNA of Atta colombica, 1544 nucleotides long. RefSeq lists its product as uncharacterized. Gene Ontology annotation, biological process: receptor-mediated endocytosis; intracellular protein localization. The coding region runs from base 92 to 1540 and encodes 482 amino acids. Gene Ontology annotation, cellular component: endocytic vesicle; apical plasma membrane. NCBI's taxonomy places the organism in Eukaryota, Metazoa, Arthropoda, Insecta, Hymenoptera, Formicidae. The record is from RefSeq and is a predicted model, not a curated record. The transcript is spliced from 6 exons.
UAUCUCUUUAUCUUCAUGUAAGUGAUAAUUAAUUGAAGAGUAGCAUCCGUCGUAUCUCCUUUCAAUUGACUCUUUAAAACGUUUAUGUAAUAUGCUUGUCGCUUUUCAUCGUAAAAUCAUAUUGUGCGUUAUCUUGAUAUCAAGAUGUUCAGCCUUGUUUUUCGGUCAGAAAUAUUGGCUUCCGGAUCUAGAGUGGCGAACCGCGAGCAAUUGGGCGAACAAUCAUAUCCCAGAGAUCGAUAGUCAUGUGAUCUUUCCUCAGCAGACUCGACACGCGGUUGGCAUCUCCGGAAUGGACAAUCUUAGGCUAUCUGGAAUUGAUUUACCAUGGCAGGGAUUAUUGGUACUGCCUAGAGAUGGUAAAUUGCAGCUAAGCAAUUCACGCACGGACGCAAAAGUUAGUAGAUGGUCAAAGGAGGGUAGCAUCUUUUGGGCUGAUCCCGCAAAUUGGAACGGUAGUUCAAUAGCGGCGCCGCAUCUCGAGCGCGUUCCCUGCAGUUAUGACAACAUUGUCUUGCCGAGUGAGAAUCGUACUUUGAGUAUUCUCCUACCUGUAAGAGAGAUAGGAGUGAAAUCAAUUCGGCUAACAAACGAGAGCCAGCCGUUUACCGAAUGGGAAUGGCAAAACUUCCAAGAUCGUAGAGAGUUUUCCAGAGGCAGGUUUACUGUAAAAUACAGUGACAUGGUAUGGCGACCUGUAAGUACGCUCGAUUGUAAGAAAGUUUUCUGCCAGGGAAACACUCAGGAUGAUUAUCUUGAGGAGAUUUGUGCCAUUCAGAGGCCAAGGUGUGGAUUUAUGGGCUGCGAAUAUCCUCUUACGGUAGAAGGUCACUGUUGCUCGUAUUGUGGCGGACGCGUGUCCAUAUCGCAGCAGAUUUCCUUAACCACAGUACAAACCGUGGCGGACGAAGCUUUAGAAGGAUACACGGAAAAGGUUGCUUGGCACACCAGAUGCACUUGGAAUGGAGGUGUAGAAAUACUCAUAAAAGAAAAAGGGGAUUAUUCCGGCAUUACGAUAGAGGAAGCCGUAGAGAAUUUACGGGAAAUGCUGCAAAAUACAGGAAUCAAUGUGACAAAUGCGGAGACGGCGGGUGCAGCAAUGAAAGAUACUCGAUUGGCCGUUACGCUUGGACCGCUUUUCGGGAUCCCUUUCGUCAUAAUCACUCUUCUUCUGUUGGCCUUUCUGUAUUUUGGUUAUUCUUUAGAGCAAGUUCUCUCUGGAUGUAUGGAAGCCGUCUCAUCCGUUCGAGAUGGCAUUCGGGCGGACAAGAAGCACGGUUUCGCCCGUUUUGAGAAUAUUCCUGAGGGCAACGUUCAGAUUGGCAACGUUCCUGAAACGAGCGGCCAAGAAGCUGACGAUAACGUCGGGGGGAUAAAACAAAUCGCGGUUGGCAGAUUUGAAAAUCCCUUAUACAGAUCCAAGAGAGACAAGGCGAAAGAAAGUAAAAUUCUCGACAUAGAUGCGCCUCUCAGUCUCACUGCUCUAAAAGGAAAGAUAGAAGAUCAAUUAGAAAAUGAAGAGAUGGAUACUGAGGAAUAAGAGU